Molecule: messenger RNA, 850 nt
Organism: Helianthus annuus (common sunflower)
Lineage: Eukaryota; Viridiplantae; Streptophyta; Magnoliopsida; Asterales; Asteraceae
Product: peptidyl-prolyl cis-trans isomerase FKBP17-1, chloroplastic
Exons: 4
Coding region: 69-731 (220 amino acids)
Molecular function (GO): peptidyl-prolyl cis-trans isomerase activity
Source: RefSeq, a predicted model, not a curated record
GAAUCGGCUCUCGAGUCUCCAACGUAACCAACCGCACACGCGAUAGGAUAGGAAUCGAAGAGGAGAAAAUGCUAAGCUACGGCGCGUCCACCUCAACUCUCCGUGUUCCCCACACCGUAACCUUCUGUGACAACAACCCUCAUCAUCUUCCAACCACCACUACACAUACUGUCACUGUGGUUACCAGACGAACUUUAUCCCUACUCGCAGCGGCGUUAUCAGUUCCGGUUUUGUUUUGCAAUUCCUCCGUUCGUUCCUCAGAAGCUGCCGCCGCUACUCCUCGGUUUUCCGAACUACCUGAAUCUGGAGGCGUUAAGGUGUUGGAUCUUCGCGUUGGUGAUGGCGAUUAUCCGGUUAAUGGCGAUCAGGUUGCCAUUCACUACUAUGGUCGGUUAGCUGCGAAGCAAGGAUGGCGCUUUGAUUCAACAUAUGAUCACAAAGAUGAAACCGGUGAACCGAUUCCCUUUGUUUUCGUUCUUGGUUCAGCCAAAGUAAUAGCAGGGAUCCAAGCAGCCGUUAGAACAAUGAAAGUAGGAGGUAUUCGUCGGGUCAUCAUCCCGCCAUCCCAAGGAUAUCAGAACAUGGAUCAGGAGCCCGUUCCACCAAACUUUUUUGACAGGCAAAGGCUGUUCACCACCAUCUUCAAUCCUACCCGCCUUGCGAAUGGAGAAGGAUCUACCUUGGGGAUUAUCAUAUUUGACAUCGAAUUGGUCAGCCUGAAGCACCUCUAAAUUUUUUAAAAUUUAUCUUGUGCAUAAUCUAGAACACUACUAGUUGUAUCUGUAUUCUGUAUCCAUACAUAAUUGUCGCGUGCCAAACAGAUAUAGAUGUCAUGAUUAUCUUUUUUGUA